UUUCUGCUAAAUCUGGAGUAUUUGUAUCUUUGUAUUCUUAUAUUUCAGAUGAAUCAGAAAAAUGUGGAUUUGCAACAGCUGCAGGAAACCUGUGUUCUUCGCUGAACGACGUCAAUCCCUGGGAUAUGAUUGGCAUCCUUACUGCUUGAAGUGCCAGGAGUGCGGAAAAGUGCUGAACCCUGGACAGCAUGCCGAGCAUAAAUCGGCACCUUACUGCCAUAUUCCCUGCUACGCUGCCCUUUUCGGACCUCAGCUGUUUGGACACGGGUCAACCACUGAAUCUCAUAGGAGUUUUGGACAGCGCUCCAAGAGUUUCAUUAGACUUGAGACAGAGCUUAGCAACAAGGUUAAAGAGUACAACAGAUUUUAUCAUUCCACUCCUCGGUGCCAUCUGUCAUCAAGAGAGGUUAAUCAGAGACUUCUCUUAGAGGGAGUUCUCAAGGUAUUCUGGGGGACUGAGUACAGCAUCAGACUCAAGGAGUACGGGGAUAACAGGGUUAUCAACAGACACAAGAAAGCACUUUCAUUAGGUUUUGAGUUUGAAAACAUAAAAGUUGAGGAUGAAGUCUCGGAGGACGAAUGUUUUCCAUCCUUUGGUGAAUGCUCCAUCAAUCUGCCCCCGGGGGAUUUAUCUCUCGGAUUCCCUCCGGGGGAACUCAACUCGGAAACAGGGAACUCGGAUCUUCAAAAAUGGGAGACACUAAGUAGACUAGAUACAGAAUGCAACGGUGAAAUGAAUCUGCAAUUACUAGAAUCUCUUAUAGAAGAUAAUCCAAUAAAACAAUCAUCCAGGACUAACUUACUUCGGAGUCAAUCCAUGAGUGUGAAAACUGUUAAACCUAAAGCUAGGAACAAGCUAGUGGAUUAUGAUGAAACCAAGAAUAUUAAUGAGAUUAGCGAGAUCUAUGAGACUGAGGACGGAGAGACUGACUGUGAUAUUAUUAAUUCUGAAAUCAGUGAAUUGAAUGGAAAUCUGCCAAACUUCGGAGAUACCUGUACACAAGAUCUUGGGAGUGAAACUGCCACAUCAAAAGCCAUUAAUCUUGAGUCUGGUGUACUUGACAUAACUAAUGAUAAAUCUAGAAAUAUGAAAAUUCAUGACCUUGAGGGGGAAACGCUGGAUCUUGAUAACUCUGUUUUUUUUGAGAGCCAAGAUAUUCUUCAGAAUUCCAACACUCUUCAAGGCAUAGAUGUGGUUGAUCAAGCAGAUCCUCUUGAUAACAUCGAUGUGCUUAGUAAUUCAAAUGUUCUUGAUAAAUCUGAUGCUUUUGAGAUAUCUGAGGUUAAUGACAACUUGAAGGACACUGAAGACUUGAAAUCUAAUAAUGAUGGUCUGGACAAUUCUAACGUUCUUGAUUCCUCUGAAAAUUUGCCCAACAUUAAAACUUUUGAAAGCUCUGAAGAUGUGAAUAAUUUUGAGAACAAGGAAAAUUUAGAGAAUAGUAAAAGAUCUAAGAUGGCCUUCAAGAUGGGUUUCUACACAUCGAGAUGUAAUUCUUCCAUGGAGAAAUGCUUAAAGGACUCCAGUUCAGCUGAUGUCAAACCACUAGGGAGUUUACCUCAGAGCAACAGGUCUAAAGGAAGGAAGACUGAAGAAGAGGAGAAGAAAUCUAAAGGCCCACGGGCACUAAGAAGAAGAGGAAAGAAAAUGACAAGAUUAAGAAGAAGAAGUAGUAUAAAUGGCCACUGGUAUGAUAGAGAAACUUCAGUGUUUACUCCUCCAAAACACUCAGCAAUGUCAGUUUGGACAACCAGCUUGCAGUCAACACAAGAGGUUUUAUCCUCCCUUCUGAGCAAGUACAAGAUAGAUUCUGAGGCUGGUAGUUUUGGCCUCUAUGUGGUAAAGGAGUCUGGGGAGACGAGGCUGAUUACAGAUACAGAGUAUCCUUUACUUAUCAGGGUUAAUCUUGGUCCACAUGAGGACAUUGCUAAGAUCUAUUUGAUGAAUAAAGAAAACACCAACGAAAUCAGUCACAAAGUUGCUCAGUACCUUCGGUUCUCAUAUGCAGAACUGCGGUCUUUCCUUAGCAUGUUCUAUGAAGAGGAAGAGAGAGAAGCAGAUAGAAUUAGGUAA
Messenger RNA from Eurytemora carolleeae, 2074 nucleotides. RefSeq lists its product as uncharacterized. The record is from RefSeq and is a predicted model, not a curated record. The transcript is spliced from 16 exons. Gene Ontology annotation, biological process: signal transduction. The coding region runs from base 62 to 2074 and encodes 670 amino acids. Lineage: Eukaryota; Metazoa; Arthropoda; Copepoda; Calanoida; Temoridae.